Salvelinus fontinalis (brook trout) is the source of this 9076-nucleotide messenger RNA. RefSeq names its product tumor necrosis factor receptor superfamily member 1A-like. Gene Ontology annotation, biological process: signal transduction. Lineage: Eukaryota; Metazoa; Chordata; Actinopteri; Salmoniformes; Salmonidae. Gene Ontology annotation, molecular function: protein binding. The coding region runs from base 480 to 1685 and encodes 401 amino acids. The record is from RefSeq and is a predicted model, not a curated record. Gene Ontology annotation, cellular component: plasma membrane. The transcript is spliced from 10 exons.
CACUUGGCAACAAGUCUACCUAGGCAAGGGUCAUUCCAUUCAUACAAAUUAAGUUACAGUGUGUCAUCACACAGCAGAUUAUUGUGGAUAAGUAUCAUUUUUUUUUUGUAUUUUCCGAAUGCACAGUAAAUGGCAGCUAUACAAAAUUAAGUAGAACUGCUUGCUUACGUAUGGUUGUUCCACCAAUGGAAAUAGGGAUUUUAUCUGACAGGGUUUCCUGUCGCCUCAUCUGUUCUCCGAAGUCUUGAAAGAGCUGACACUAUAGACUUCCUUUGACCUACUUCUAACUCAUCUUAGAGUAUCAAGAGCCAGCUUAGUUGUUUUGGUUGAAUUCUGUCUAGGAAAUUGGCAGAUGGCUAGCUACAAUGCCGCAAACAUUUUUUGUUGAUUUACUUUGUAUUUUUUGGACGUCACAGGCUUUUUAAUAUUUAUCUUAAGUUAUGUUUUACGAUUGAGAUAAGAACGUUCAUUGAUUUCAAAUGAGAGAAGCAAAUGACUGCCUACACUUAAUCAUUUCAAUUAUUUUCAAAAUGUGGUUCUGUGUGUUGGUUUUGACGCUAGCCUGUCUCAACUCUACACAGAGUCUCAACUCUACACAGAGUUGCACAGAGGAGGUGCUAAAAAAUGACCCGGAAAGUAGCUGCAACAAAUGUCCAGCAGGCUUUCACAAAGAAAUGAAUACUUCCAAAUGCAGAAAAUGUAUCGGCCAGACAUUCACAGCGAUAGUAAAUGAACUGUCAACUUGUCAUCGCUGUAAAAAAUGUGAUAUAGGAGUAUCUCAAGAGGAGAAGAAAGGUUGUGAGCCCAAGAGUGACAUUGUAUGUGGCUGCAAGGAGGGAUUCUACCCAACGAACCUCACCAAGGACUUGUACUGUGAAUCAUGCUCCAAAUGCAAAAACUGUAGUCUCUGUUCCGUGUGUAAGUCAGACUUUAACAAAGACGAGUUGAAGCGAUGCCAACCAUGCCAAACGAAAGAGUGCACCACAACUUCAACCCCCAAACUCCCAAUACCAACACCCAACCCCUCCAUCAUCAAAAAUACAGACACUUCUCACCUCCCCUACACCAUGAUGUAUGUCCUUCUGGUUUUCCUGGUCACCACUCUGUUAAUGGCCAGACUCCUGGUUGGAUGCAGGGAACAUGGCUGUUACGCAAACUCUGAAAAAGAACUCCAGUUGCCUACCAGGGACACCUCAGCCAACGAUCAGCUUCAUCAUCAGCCAAACUACCCAACUUCACUGACGCUGAACAUUACUGAAGGGAUUCCCAUGAUGACACUCGCUCACAGUGCUGCCAAGACUGAGUUUAACCCCCUUGUCACACCCCUGCUGCCAGACAGAGAGCCCAGAGUCCCUCGCCAGGACACCCAGGAGGAGCACUGGCCCGCGACGGUGUUAUAUGCCAUCAUCAAGGAGGUGCCUCUGCGGCGCUGGAAGGAGUUCCUGCGCGUGCUCUCCCUGACCGACCGGCAGCUAGAGCGUGUGGAGCUGGAGCCAGGCCUGGGCUCUAUUGAGAGGCAGUACCAGAUGCUGCGGCUGUGGAGCCAGGGCCCGACUGCAAGUCUGGAGGACGUAUACUCGGCCCUGCUCUACAUGGACCUGGCUGGCUGUGCCUACCAGCUGCAGGAUUGUCUGGAGCAGCUGCAGUGGAGAGCCACAACCAAAGACAUCACCACAGUUUCAUAGGACAACUGAGUAGGGAUAGACAUGAGUAUUCGAACAGACGUCAAAAAUCGGUCUUCACCAGAGAUCACAUUGUUUUCAAAUACUGUGUUGCAACUAAGCGCAAGGCACAUCUCUGUCCAUACUCACUCUCUCGGUUUGUCAAUGUUUAUGAAUUCCCCACAAUGUAUCAAAUGUAUCAGCAGUACUAAAUGUAGGCAAUGAAUAAUUGCCACUUCCCCAUUCAUCUAGAAUGUUUGGUUAUGGUCUUUUCUGUUUAUUCAAUGUAUUAAUACUACAUACUGUUCUCAUUCUGGUAGUGUACACAUCGUUUGGAGAGCUCACAAACUGCGCUGUGAUAACGAAGUUGUGGUUUAUUUAAUUAUACACUGAACAAAAAUAUAAACGCAACAUGCAACAAUUUCAAAGAUUUUGCUGAGUUACAGUUCAUAUAAGGAAAUCAGUCAAUUGAAAUAAAUUCAUUAGGCCCUAAUUUAAGGAUUUCACAUGACUGGGAAUACAGAUAUGCAUCUGUUGGGCAUCGAAACAUCUCCUUAGCAUAGAUUUGAUCAGGCUGUUGAUUGUGGCCUGUGGAAUGUUGUCCCACUCCUCUUCAAUGGCUGUGAGAAGUUGCUGGAUAUUGGCGGGAACUGGAACACGCUGUCGUACACGUUGAUCCAAAGCAUCCCAAACAUGCUCAAUGGGUAACAUGUCUGGUGAGUAUGCAGGCCAUGGAAGAACUGAGAUAUUUUCAGCUUCCAGGAAUUGUGUACAGAUCCUUGCAACAUGGGGCUGUCGGCUGUGCAUAAUCAUGCUGAAACAUGAGGUGAUGGCGACGGAUGAAGGGCACGACAAUGGGCCUCAGGAUCUUGUCACGGUAUCUCUGUGCAUUCAAAUUGUGCACAAAGUGUUUGCCCACUGAAGUCGGUUACAACCCUCAUGAGGACGACGAGCAUGCACAUGAGGUUCCCUGAGAUGGUUUCUGACCAUUUAUGCAGAAAUUCUUUGGUUGCGCAAACCCACAGUUUCUGUGCUGGUGUGGUUACACGUGGUCUGUGGUUGUGAGGCCGGUUUGAGGUACUGCCAAAUUCUCUAAAACGACGUUGGAGGAGGUUUAUGGUAGAUAAAUAACAUUCAAAUUCUCUGGCAACAGCUGGUGGACAUUCCUGCAGUCAGGAUGCCAAUUGCAUGGUCCCUCAACUUGAGACAUCUGUGGCAUUGUGUUGUGUGACAAAACUGCACAUUUUAGAGUGGCCUUUUAUUGUCCCCAGCACAGGGAGCACUCGUGUAAUGAUCAUGCUGUUCAAUCAGAUUCUUGUGAUUAACUUGGCAAAGGAGAAAUGCUCAUUAACAGGGAUGUAAACAAAUUUGUGCACACAAUUUGAGAGAAAUAAGCUUUUUGUGCAUAUGGAACAUUUCUUGGAUCUUUAAAUUCAGCUCAUGAAACAUGGGACCAACAUCUGUUUAUUUUUUUGUUCAGUAUAUUUAACUGUUUUAUGUCAAUUUCGUCAUUGUCCUUUAUUUGGAGCAUAUGUCUGGUCUCUCAGUCUUGUCACGAUUGUGUGAAAGUGCAUGCUUGAGUGUGCACAGAUACAUGGCCUGAGCAUCAGGAUAGGCGGUUUCGUUAAGAGUUCAGAAACCUGAAUUUUCUAAACGCAGACCAUCAAAAUAGCUUUGUUUUAAACCAUUUCACCUGCGUGUUUCCUUUACUGAAAAUUCACUAGUGCAACACAUUGCAUACGCUAUUUGGCUGGCAGCCACACCAAGACUGCCGGACUGCCAUGCAUAAUAUCAACCCACCGAGAGAAGCACGAGGUUGAACUUCAUUCAACUUUCUAGAGCAGGGAUCCCCAACCGAUCCUUUGCAUUCCUAGUCAAUCGCCAAACAUUUCUGUAAAAAAAACAUUGAUAAAGCCAUGUGUGCCUAUUUUUUAAAAUUUGUCUCUGGGAUGUCUGCAGGCAUAAAAGAAAACUACAGCAAAAUUGAUACUGUGAGAUUUCAAACCGUUUUAAACAAUGUGUAAAGACGAAUACAGCACAGAGCUGCUGUUUUUAUGAGUGAUGUUUCAUUUACUCAGCACUGUCAACAAUUUGUAUUCGACACUUUUAUAAGCCAUAAAAAGCGCGCUUUUCCUGUUUCCACUCAGCGCUACAACAAGCACUGCGGCAGUAGUGAAUGAGUAGGAAAGUGUAUCUAAAGGCUUGCGUUGUUGUUAUUAUUAGCGACUUGGGUCUUCUGUUCAUAGGAGUAACAACAUGAAUUUGUGCAUGAGGCAGAAAUAAUGCAGUGCGACUCAAGUUUCUCCAACAGCUGGAAGAUUGUGUGCCUUUGGUCAGUGUCAGUGGAGGAAAGGGAGAGCGGCGGGAUAUUGAGAGGCUGACUCAGUCUGCUGCUCUCUCCUUCCAUCAGAUACAGGCAUCAUCAGCCCAGGAAAAUAAAAAUAAAAAGCACAUUAUUUAAAUGUAUGCUCACUCAGCUGUGCCUCACAAGUAAUACAACAAGUUAUUGGAGCAAUGCAUUUUGGGCAAUGGUGUUCUAGACUGCCGUUUUUUACGUCGUACAUUUAUUUAUAUAAAAAACAAACGUUGUUAACCCAAUAUUGUUAAUUUUUUUUAUUUUUUAUUUAACCUUUAUUUAACCAGGUAGGCUAGUUGAGAACAAGUUCUCAUUUGCAACUGCGACCUGGCAACCAAGUUGUCACCGAAAUACUUAUAACAGUAGCCUUAUGUGUUUUAUUUUUUAUUAAUACCAAUUGUUGUUUACUAUGCUUGUUUUUGCAUAAUUCUUUGGCAUACUGGUGCCAUGUCGGAUUUUAUGAGGGUUGCAGGAUUGGAGUAAAACUCAGAUUUUGUCAUUUUUUUGUGGUAUCGAUGAAGGUAUUUGAUUGGGGAAUGGGUAUACAUUUCAUGAUUGGAAAUUAAUUAAUCAAUAAAUGUGGGGAAACAGACCUGCAAAAAAACAUGACGCUUGACGCUACAAGCUUGGCACACCUGUAAUUUAAGAGUUUCUCCAAUUCUUCUCUGCAGAUCCUCUCAAGCUCUGUCAGGAUCGAUGGGGAGCGUCGCUGCACAGCUAUUUUCAGGUCUCUGCAGAGAUGUUCGAUCAAGUUCAAGUCUGGGCUCUGGUUGGGCCACUCAAGGACAAGCCACUUCUGUGUUGUCUUUGCUGUGUGCUUAGGGUUGUUGUCCUGUUGGAAGGUCAACCUUCGCCCCAGUCUAAGGUCCUGAGCAGGUUUUCAUCAAGGAUCUCUCUGUACUUUGCUCUGUUCAUCUCACCCUCAACCCUGACUAGUCUCCCUGUCCCUGCCACUGAAAAAAACCCACAGCAUGAUGCUGCCACCACCAUUCUUCACCAUAGGGAUGGUGCCAGGUUUCCUCCAGAUGUGACACUUGGCAUUCAGGCCAAAGAGUUCAAUCUUGGUUUCAUAAAAUCAGAGAAUCUUGUUUCUCAUGGUCUGAGAGUCCUUUAGGUGCCUUUUGACAAACUCCAAGUGGGCUGUCAUAUGCCUUUUUUUGAAGAGUGGUUUCCGUCUGGCCACUCUACCAUAACGGCCUGAUAGGUGGAAUGCUGCAGAGAUGGUUGUCCUUCUGGAAGGUUCUCCCAUCUCCACAGAGGAACUCUGGAGCUCUGUGGAGUGACCAUCAGGUUCUUGUUCACCUCCCUGAUUGCUCAGUUUGGCCGAGCGGCCAGCUCUAAGAAGAGUCUUGGUGGUUCCAAACUUCUUCCAUUUAAGAAUGAUGGAGGCCACUGUGUUUUGGGGGACCUUCAAUGCUGCAGAAAUAUUUUGGCACCCUUCCCCAGAUCUGUGCCUCGACACAAUCCUGUCUCGGGGCUCUACGCACAAUUCCUCCAACCUCAUGGCUUGGUUUUUGCUCUGACAUGCACUGUCAACUGUGGGACCUUAUUUUUGUAUUUUUUAUUUAACCUUUAUUUAACUAGGCAAGUCAGUUAAGAACAAAUUCUUAUUUACAAUGAUGAUUUACACACACCUUAUAUAGACAGGCGCGUGCCCUUCCAAAUCAUGUCAAAAUCAAUUGAAUUUACCACAGGUGGACUCCAAUCAAGUUGUAGAAACAUCUCAGGGAUGAUCAAUAGAAACCGGAUGCACCUGAGCUAAAUUUCGAGUCUCAUAGCAAAGGGUCUGAAUACUUAUGUAAAUAAGGUAUUUCAGUGUUUUUAUAUUUCAUACAUUUGCUAACAUUUAAAAAAAAAUCCAUUUUUUGCUUUGUCAUUAUGGGGUAUUGUGUGCAGAUUGAUGAGAAAAACAACAACAUUGUAAUCAAUUUCAGAAUAAGGCUGUAACCUAACAAAAUGUGGAAAAAUUCAAAGGGUCUGAAUACUUUCAGAAUGCACUGUAAAUAAUGUGGAACACAAAAGUUAGUUUAGAACAUCAUUGCCCAUCAUGAAGGCAUUAACUUUAAUCAAAUCACAUUUUAUUGGGAAAAAACAUUAAUUGCUACAGAAUGUAGUAAUUUUAUGUCAAAACACAUAUCAAAUGACAUUUUGUUUUACUACAAUGUUAAAACAAUUUCAACUGAGCCAUGUUAGUUUAAAAAGCUGACUCUUCCAAAUGAAAAUUGAUCACUUUAAUAAUCACUCUAAUAACUUUCAAAAGAUUAUUCUGAAGUUUGCCCCUCAAAAAUGUAUUUUGUGAAGUUGCACCAUUUUUUUGUAUUUUCCUACAAAUGAAGUGGCACAAAAAAAUGUGUCUUUUCACACAAAUUAAGUCACACAAAAUCUGCUGAAGUACUUUUUGUACAUAUUUGCACGAAUUGAGUGUGAGAUUAUGUUGAUAUAGCCUACAAUUUUUUUGGGGGGGGCAGGGUAAUUCAAGCAAAGCCAAUAUGCGGUGAUAAUUUAUUGGGCCUAUAGCUUACUGCACAAACCUCAUUGCUACAGUACUGUUUUUAAUUGGUUAAUGUUGCAUAGGCUUAUGUUUUUUAAGUUGUGUUAAAAAACAAAUAUGAGCAGUAGAUCUCGGCUUGCAUUUUGACUCAAACUGAUCUUGACUCAGAAAAGGUUGGUGACCACUGUUCUAGAGUUUUCUGUUAACACUAUCAACGUUUCCCUUUACUGUGUCGAUUGUGAUCGAAUCAACGCAAUAUUAGUCACUUUCAAUGCAAAAUAUCGAAACAAAACAAACUAUGCAAGAGUUUUGGUUUUAGUUAGAACGCAUCGGAGUAGGAUUCCAUUGCAUAGGCACACACGACUCAGCCAAAAUGUAAAUUACUUUAAAAGUUUCUUCAAGUGCAGUCGCAAAAACGAUCAAGCGGUAUGAGGAAACUGUCUCUCAUGAGGACCGCCACAGGAAAGGAAGACCCAGAGUUACCUCUGCUGCAGAGGAUAUGUUCAUUAGAGUAACCAACCUCAGAAAUCGGCAAUUAACUACACCUCAGAUUGCACCUCAGAGUUCAAGUAACAGACACAUCUCAACAUUAACUGUUCAGAGGAGACUGUGUGAAUCAGGCCUUCAUGGUCGAAUUGCUGCAAAGAAACCACUACUACUAAAGAACAACAAUAAGAAGAAACUUGCUUGUACCAAGAAACACGAGCAAUGGACAUUAGACCAGUGGAAAUCUGUUCUUUUGGUCUGAUGAGUCCAAAUUUUAGAUUUUUGGUUCCAACCGCCAUGUCUUUGUGAGACGCAGAGUAGGUGAACGGAUUAUCUCUGCAUGUGUGGUUCCCACCGUGAAACAUGGAGGAUGAGGUGUGAUGGUGUGGGGGUACUUUGCUGUUGACACUGUCUGUGAUUUAUUUACAAUUCAAGGCAUACUUAACCAGCAUGGCUACCACAGUAUUCUGCAGCAAUACGCCAUCCCAUCUGGUUUGCGCUUAGUGGGACUAUCAAUUGUUUUUCAACAGGACAAUGACCCAUCACACCUCCAGGCUGUGUAAUGGCUAUUUGACCAAGAAGGAGAGUGAUGGGGUGCUGCAUCAGAUGACCUGGCCUCCACAAUCACUCAACCUCAACCCAAUUGAGAUGGUUUGGGAUGAGUUGGACCACAGAGUGAAGGAAAAGCAGCUAACAAGUGCUCAGCAUAUGUGGGAACUCCUUCAAGACUGUUGGAAAAGCAUUCCAGGUGACUACCUCAUGAAGCUGGUUGAGAGAAUGCAAAACUGUCAUCAAGGCAAAGGGUGGCUACUUUGAAGAGCUUCAAAUAUAAAAUAUAUUUUGAUUUGUUUAACAGUCUUUGGGUUACUACGUGAUUCCAUGUGUUAUUUCAUAGAUUUGAUGUCUUCACUAUUAUUCUACAAUGUAGAAAAUAGUAAAAAUAAAGAAAAACCCUAGAAUGAGUAGGCGUGUCCAAACUUUUCACUGGUAAUGGAACCUUCAGACGAGUCUUGUGACUCCUGUGGGUGUCCUAGAGCAAAACAACCGACACAUACAUGUCCAUGAGAGUUUCAUUUGAGAAUGACUAUUAUCCAUUUUCUUAUAUGUUACGAAUUACAAUUCGUAUGAUAUGUUAGGAAUUUGCAAAAUGUACUAUAUGUUUUUAGCUUUAACACUGCAAUACGUAACUUUUUAGGUGACACGACCGAAUUCACAAAGAAAUUUUGAGUUAUAGAUCUGCCAUUCACAUUGAAAGCAAAUCUAAGAAGCGGUAGAUCUGUUCUAUGUGCACUAUUUCUUUGCUUCCUGUUAAGAUUUGUUUUUGUGUCUUUUACUUUCAGUUUUGUACACCAGCUUCAAACAGCUGAAAAUACUAUAUUUGGGGUUUUGAAAAAUAAUUUUCAUAGCUGUUUAGAUGGUACAAUGAUUCUCUACAGAAUGAGUGCUUAUUUUUUCACAUAAACUGAAAUUAGGCAAACUAUUCGAAUUUUAGCAAUAAACCAGGAAAUGGCGGAGCGAUUUCUGCAUAUCACACCUUUAGGUAACCUUCUGUCUUAUGUAAGCAUAUCAAAGGUAACAUAUCAUACUAUACUGAACAAAAAUAUAAACACCACAUGUAAAGUGUUGGCCUCUGGAGCAGAGGAAACGCAUUCUCUGUAGUAAUGAAUUACACUUCACCAUCUGUCAGUCAGACAGACAAAUCUGGGAUUGGCGGAUGCUAGGAGAACACUACCUGCCCCAAUGCACAGGGCCAACUGUAAAGUUUGGUGGACGAGGAAUAAUGGUCUGUGGCUGUUUUUCAGGUCAGGGCUCUGUGCAGGCUAGUCAAGUUCUUCCACACCGAUCUCGACAAACCAUUUCUGUGUGGACUUCGCUUUGUGCACGGGGGCAUUGUCAUGCUGAAACAGGAAAUGGUCUUCCCCGAACUGUUGCCACAAAGUUGGAAGCACAGAAUCGUCUAGAAUGUCAUUUUAUGCUGUAGCAUUAAGAUUUCCCUUCACUGGAACUAAGGGGCUUAGCCCGAACCAUGAAAAACAGCCCCAGACCGUUAUUCCUCCUCCACCAAACUUUACAGUUGGCACU